AUGUUCAAGGAGUUAUGCACUAAAUUAGGCAUCAAACAGAACAUCUCUAGCACAUUUCACCCCCAAACUGAUGGACAGUCAGAACGUGUCAACCAAGACUUGGAACUGUAUCUUUGGAUCUUUUGCAAUCACCAAGCAACAGACUGGACACAUCACCUGCCGCUAGCGGAAUUUGCGCAUAACAAUAGAUAUCAUGAUGCAAUCAAGACGUCUCUCUUCCAGGUGCUCAUGGGUUACCAACCUUGGCACAAUAUUCCCACUGUGGGAACAACUGAUGCUCCUGAUAUUGCUUCAAGACUUACCCAGUUAGCACACCUUUGCACGGAAAUUCAAUCCAGUAUCCGACUAGCAGAGGAGACAAUCAAGAAAUGCAACAAGGAGAAGUUCGUUGAAUACAAACCCGGACAAAGGGUAUGGCUGGAAGCCACUAACCUCAAAGGACUCCACCCAAAGGCAAAACUUGGUCCAAAACGUUAUGGUCCCUUCACCAUUGAUCAGAAACUGUCAUUAGUUGUCUACCGCUUGAAACUACUGCCCAAAUGGAAGAUUCACCCUGUGUUCCAUACAGGGUUACUCUAUCCUUAUUCAGAAACAACAAUGCAUGAAAAGAACUACCUCCAACCUCCACCGGAACUAAUCAAGAACCAGGAGGAGUUUGAAAUUGAAUGUAUCAUUGAUUCAAAGACUGUUGGCAAGCGAACACUGUACCGGGUAAGAUGGAAAGGAUACCUGGCCUUGGAUGAUUCCUGGUUGCCAAAUACCGAGCUUUCACAUGCCAAAGAUGCUUUGGCUGACUUCCUACAGCCAAAUAAAGAAUAA
Molecule: messenger RNA, 819 nt
Organism: Fibroporia radiculosa
Lineage: Eukaryota; Fungi; Basidiomycota; Agaricomycetes; Polyporales; Fibroporiaceae
Exons: 1
Coding region: 1-819 (272 amino acids)
Biological process (GO): DNA integration
Molecular function (GO): nucleic acid binding
Source: RefSeq, a predicted model, not a curated record